UAUGACUAUCUCUAUUUUUGGGUACUUUAGUUUAUAUGUUAUUAUAGUUUUUUUGUCUAUAAAAUAAGGGCAGAUUUAUUUAAUUAAAUCUUUGAAAGUAGUUUUAGACUCUUCUCUCCAGGGUGAAUGUUUCUCGGAGGCAGCAGGACAGUGAUGUACCGCCCAUGCGUGUAAAGUCCUGUAAGCGCAGCACAAUCAUCACAAAGAUACCUUUUGAAGCCUUUACACGUGACCUGCUGAAAUAAUGCUGCCGCGCAAAAGCAUCAUUCCCGAAGAGUUCGCGUUCUCCCCGGGGCUCGUGUCGCCGAUUCACCGCAAGCCCGUGUUCAGGGACCGCGUGAACAAAGCGCGCUUCAUCGCCAAGAGUGGCGCUUGCAACUUGUCGCACAAGAACAUCCGCGAGCAGGGCAGAUUCCUGCAGGACGUGGUCACGACUUUAGUGGAUCUCAAGUGGCGUUUCACCCUGGUGAUUUUCUCCAUGACGUUCCUGUGCAGCUGGCUGCUGUUCGCUAUGUUCUGGUGGCUGGUGGCCUUUGCGCACGGAGAUCUGGACACGAACCGUAAACCUGGAGUAGAGCAGUGCUUCACUAAUGUCAACUCUUUUACCUCUGCCUUCCUCUUCUCCAUCGAGGUGCAAGUGACAAUAGGAUUCGGAGGCCGUAUGAUAACAGAGCAGUGUCCCACAGCCAUCACGGUGCUCAUAUUACAGAACAUCAUAGGUCUAAUAAUUAACGCUGUCAUGCUGGGCUGCAUCUUCAUGAAGACCGCCCAAUCCCACCGGCGUGCCGAGACCCUCAUCUUCAGCCGCCAAGCUGUCAUUGCAGUGCGCAACAACCGCCUGUGCUUCAUGAUCCGGGUGGGCGAUCUGCGCAAAAGCAUGAUCAUCAACGCAGUCGUGCGCCUCCAAGUGGUCCGGAAGACCACUACGCCAGAGGGCGAAGUCAUACCCAUCCACCAGAUCGACGUCCAGACAGAAAGCGCAGUUGCCGGCAACAGCAUCUUCCUGUUGGCUCCCCUGAUCAUAUGUCACGUCAUAGAUAAGGACAGUCCUCUGUACGAUCUCUCGGCGAUGGAGCUGCAGUGUAGCGAUCUGGAGGUCAUUGUGAUCCUGGAAGGUGUGGUGGAGACCACAGGCAUCUCCACUCAGGCUCGCACCUCUUACGUGACCGAGGAGAUCCAGUGGGGUCACCGAUUCGUGCCUAUAGUGACCGAGGAAGAGGGGGUGUACUCGGUGGACUACUCAAAGUUCGGGAACACAGUCAAGGUGGCCACCCCACGCUGCAGUGCUCGUGAGCUGGACGAGAAGCCCUCCAUCCUCAUCCAGACGCUCCAGAAGAGUGAGUUGUCGCACCAGAACUCUUUGCGCAAGAGGAACUCCAUGCGCAGGAACAAUUCUAUGCGCAAGAGCAACUCCAUGCGGCGCAAUAAUUCCGCCCUCGCCGUGCCCAAAGUGCAGUUCCUCACCCCUGAGGGUGGACCAAAUCUAGCAGUCACAUGACAAAUGGCCUGCUUAGUGAUUUUCACCUGUCUUUCUUUAAGUCCUUGUCUUUCUCUUGAUCCUUGGCAUGCUCUUUUCUACGGUUUCCUCUAUUUUUUGAUUAUUCACAUCCUGGGCUACUCUGGCACUCCAGAUCCUUUUUUCUGCAGAUUUUAGCUCCAACCUUAAUAAAUACACCCGAACAAGCUACUUGGCGGACUGCUGAAAGUUUGGGAACAUGGUCAAGGUGGCCACCAGUGAGAUGGACGAGAAGCCCUCCAUCCUGAUCCAGACGCUCCAGAAGAACAAGUUGUUGCUCCAGAACUCUUUGAACAAGAGGACCUUCAUGUGCCAGAACAACUCUGUGUGCAAGGACAACUCUAUGCACCUCAACAAUUCCACUCUUGCUAUGCCCAAAAGUGCAGUUCCUCACCCCUAGGGUUGGACCAAAUCAAGAACAAAAUUCAUGAUAAAAUGCUUGGUAUACGAUUUUAAUUUCUUGAUCUUUCUUUAAGUCCAUUCUCGUCUAGGCAACUUUGGCCCUCGAGAUCCACUUUUGAGUUUAGCUUCAACCCUAAUGAAAUAAACAAGCUAAUCAGGAUCUUUAGGAUUACUAGGCCCUGUCCCAAAAGGUAUCCUAAGCCCUCAUGGUCUUCCUCUAAGACCACCCUUUUGUGAGAUAAUACUGCUUUGACCGUUGGGUAUAAGUCUGCUGUGGAGCUCACCUUUGUGUUGGCUUAGCAGAAGUAUGCAUUGAGGACACAUAGUAGCCACAGAGAAUGGAGCUAGCAAGCACACUUCUGAAAUCUAAAAUGAUGAAUGGGCCAAUCUACGGCAGUGUUUGUCAACCCUGUUCCCUGAAGGAAACCAACAGUGCACAUUUAGGAUGUCUCCAUUAUCUGACCCACACAUUUCAGGUCAUGAAGUCUACUAAUGAGCCAAUUCUUUGAACAUGGGACAGGCUUGGGAAACACUGCCCUAUGGUCUUGUGAGAUCACAAGGGCCUAGAAAGUGAGGCAGGUGAGUGUGCUCAGGGUUCUCUCUGCAGGAAAGUCAAUCUCGAGGGCCGGG
Molecule: messenger RNA, 2548 nt
Organism: Carassius auratus (goldfish)
Lineage: Eukaryota; Metazoa; Chordata; Actinopteri; Cypriniformes; Cyprinidae
Product: ATP-sensitive inward rectifier potassium channel 8-like
Exons: 3
Coding region: 245-1498 (417 amino acids)
Biological process (GO): regulation of monoatomic ion transmembrane transport; potassium ion import across plasma membrane
Cellular component (GO): plasma membrane
Molecular function (GO): ATP-activated inward rectifier potassium channel activity
Source: RefSeq, a predicted model, not a curated record